AUGGCUGCUGCGAAAAAAGCUUUGCAGAUUAGAUUGCCUCCACUUCCGAGUAUCAAAGAUGUAAUCAGACUGUACAAAUUACGCGCACUCCGUGAACUAUCCCAAAAUUUUCUUAUGGAACCUAGGCUGAUCGACAAAAUAGUUAGAGCUGCUGGUCAUAUCGAGAAUCAUGUUGUUUGCGAGGUGGGACCAGGUCCUGGCGGUAUAACCAGAUCUAUUAUCCAGCAAAGUCCAAGAAAGGUAGUACUUAUAGAAAAAGACCCUCGCUUUAUACCUAGUCUAGAACUUCUAGCAGAUGCGUGUAAAGGCAGAGUAGAUGUAGAUAUUAUCAAUGGUGAUAUAUUAAAAACAGCUAUAGCUCAUUUUAUUCCAGAAGAUACUAGACACGAGUGGACAGAUUCACCUCCACCAAUCAACUUAAUAGGUAAUUUACCAUUUAGUGUAUCAACAAUUUUAAUAAUACGAUGGCUAGAAAUGAUUUCAAAGAGAGAAGGGCCAUGGUCUCUAGGCAGGGCUCGGAUGACGUUAACCUUUCAAAAGGAAGUUGCAGAAAGGAUGGUUGCUCCAAUAAUGAAUAAGCAAAGGUGUAGACUAUCCGUUAUGUGUCAGAAUUGGUGCAACGUAAAGUAUAAGUUUGAUAUUCCUGGUUCUGCAUUUGUUCCAAAACCAGACGUAGAUGUAGGUGUAGUCACCCUGACUCCAAUGAAACAACCAAUAAUAAAGUUGCCUUUCAAGCUUGUGGAGAAGGUUGUUCGACAAGUGUUUUCCAUGAGACAAAAAUAUUCUAUUCGGGGAGCUCAAACUUUAUUUCCCGAGGAAGUCCGUGAAGAAAUGGCAUUAAAGAUGUACAAAAUGGCAGAAAUUGACCCAAUUACAAGACCUUUUCAGAUAGCUAACGGAGAAUUUGGUAGAUUGUGUGAAGCUUAUAAUGAAAUAAUAAAAAUAUAUCCAGAGUUCGGAAAUUAUGAUAACAGAGCACCAAAAAAGAAGAAUGAUGAAGUAGAGGCAAUAACAUAAUUUUUGUUUUGUAUAUAGUAGGUAAAAUAAAAUAUUUCUGUUUAGUUAAAA
Messenger RNA from Melitaea cinxia (Glanville fritillary), 1068 nucleotides. RefSeq names its product dimethyladenosine transferase 1, mitochondrial (gene mtTFB1). Lineage: Eukaryota; Metazoa; Arthropoda; Insecta; Lepidoptera; Nymphalidae. Gene Ontology annotation, molecular function: rRNA (adenine-N6,N6-)-dimethyltransferase activity; mitochondrial transcription factor activity. Gene Ontology annotation, biological process: rRNA methylation; transcription initiation at mitochondrial promoter. Bases 1 to 1017 code for a protein of 338 amino acids. The record is from RefSeq and is a predicted model, not a curated record. Gene Ontology annotation, cellular component: mitochondrial matrix. The transcript has a single exon.